This is a messenger RNA of Manis pentadactyla (Chinese pangolin), 675 nucleotides long. RefSeq lists its product as uncharacterized. NCBI's taxonomy places the organism in Eukaryota, Metazoa, Chordata, Mammalia, Pholidota, Manidae. The record is from RefSeq and is a predicted model, not a curated record. The transcript has 2 exons. Bases 3 to 449 code for a protein of 148 amino acids.
GAAUGAGAGGAAUGAGCCGAGGUCGCCACCAGCCGCCCCCUCCCCAGCGGGACCAUAAUCCCCUCUUUGUGCCUCCCCAGGCCCAGCCGGUUGUCAUUCCUGUCCCUCUUCCAGGUCCCAGGCGCCCGGCCCCGGCCGGCUGUGAAGCCCCCGAGACCCCGGGCGCCCGGGGUGGCGGCGCUUCCCACGCGCCCCGCCGGGAGCCCGGCCUCGGAGCCGCGCCCGCCGCCCGCCGCCCCGCUCCGCCCCCAGAUGAGACGCGCGCGGGCCCCUGGAAAGCGAAAGCGGCUCCGCUCAAAGGAAAGAAAGCCGCAGCGACGACUGAAUCCUUGCUGAGGCCCCGGGCAGGGGUUCGGAAUUGGCUCUCUCUCGCAGAGCUACUUCGAAGCGGGCCAAAAUUCCAGGGGAAACUCAGAUCCAAAUUUGUCAGCCAGUCUCGGUGGCCAUAGAAGAUGCUGUGACCCGUGCAUCUCCACACCAUCUUGGAUCAUGGUUUUCCAAUCCUACCCAUAUUUUCUCUAGCCCUGAUUCUAUAUUUAUAUUUUCUCAUUAUUAUGCAAUAGAUCUUCUAUAUAUGAUAUGCACCCCCUUGUGGAACAUGGGAAGUAAUAUAAACGGGUAAAAUAAAUUAAUUUUUCUACAACCCUCUAACUGGGACCAAUAAUAAACAUCAUC